AUGUGUGAUGCUGCAUGCAAUUCUGCCAAUGCGACUGGAUUGUUGACUAUUGCUGUAGCAAGAAGCGUCAGUUUUAAGCAGACACCUCAUGAGGCGAACGAAUGCCCACUUCAAGGAGUAGAGCCCCAGUUUCCCACGAUAACUCCAUAUAGACAGACACUUUUCGCUUUUUCAGACUUGCCUGUUUGGCCUGCGCCCGAGGUCGGGUCGGAUGGCAACGACUGCAGUUGCCAGGUCCACCAGCUUCGUCAACACUGCAGGAAUACCAGCCUGCCGAAGUGUCUCUACUUGAGUGCUCCAAGUGGUCGAGCCAAUGCAAUUGUUUUCCAAUUUGGCGCCAACCUUUGGACCUCUCGGUCAGACCUCCACCAGCAACAUUAUCUCACCAGCGCUUCUCUCACGCUGCCCUCUGAAUCGUCAUCCGCUGCCUCCUCUCUCCUCUACUCAAAUCACAUGCAAUUUGUGCUUCCGAAUGCCCUAGUUACCAGAACAGCCCCAACUGUCUCGGGAGAAGCAGGUAUUCCAGCGCGCACACCUCUUAACCACGACCAGACACCGAGCUGUCCUAAAUUUAUAGCCCAUAUGUAA
Molecule: messenger RNA, 588 nt
Organism: Protopolystoma xenopodis
Lineage: Eukaryota; Metazoa; Platyhelminthes; Monogenea; Polystomatidea; Polystomatidae
Source: the annotation of a GenBank genome assembly